Molecule: messenger RNA, 1980 nt
Organism: Mesocestoides corti
Lineage: Eukaryota; Metazoa; Platyhelminthes; Cestoda; Cyclophyllidea; Mesocestoididae
Source: the annotation of a GenBank genome assembly
GUGCAAUAUGCUGGCGGUCUGUUUACCGCAGGAACUGGACUUGACGCGGAUUUUCUCAAGGAAGUUUCGACGUCACUGUUCGUGGCCACGGAGAUGGCGCUCUCCUGCCUGUGUCAAAUCGAAUCCGACCCAACCCUCAACGUGUCAGCAGCCGCGAAUGCCAUUGUCUCUGCAAGUGUGUACUCUUUUUCGGGCUUUUGCUCACCCGCAUGGCAGCUCCUACCAGUUUGCCAGACCACAAAAAUUCAUCGGUCAUUCUCUCCUCCCCCCCCCCCAGAUCUAGCACCCCUCGUGAACUGUCGGACUUUCGCCAGCGUUCUAGUGAACCUGUCGAAUCGUCGGGAUGAAAAGUCAUUCCAAUCGUGGCUUUCGGACAACUUCAGCGCCUACGCUCAGAUUUUUACGAAUCUAGAAGCAGCGUUUUCGUCGUGGAAACCCUACGAAAUCACCCCUAAACUGUCCGACUUCCACGUCCCGAGGUUCUUGAACCUCAAAAUUGAUCAGAGUAAGCUGUCCUCCGCGGUCGAAGAAUUUCUCACUGAAAUUACGAUAGAAAUUUGCCGAUCAGUGCGCUGUCUCCCAAAUAGCGUAUUCCCCUAUUUGGAGUCGGCUCUUCUGGACACUACAUUGCACGCGUCGCCGGUCAUCUCACUUAUAGCUCAGGAUGUUUGGUGUUUCGUUGUAAGGUACGGCAGUGCUGACCUCUGCUGGCAGUACGUGACACUUCUUGCCGGUGUGAUCAUGUGUCUGGCGGAGCGCUACGAGGCCGGUGCGUCUGGUGGGUGUCCGCCUUGCGGCGUCCUCGAGCAGAUGUCGCGACUUGGUUGCCUGCUGAGUCGAUUCAUCGUUUUCCUUACUGCCAGACAACAGCGCGAGUUUCUGUCGACAUUCCCCCUCUUCGAUAGUCUCGGUCGCGGCGCCACUGAGAAGUCUCUGCUCUGGCGGUUCCUCGUUGUCGGUAGCUCACAACUCCAGGCGUCAAUUCGUCCGCUUGUGGAGCGGCAGGUGUUCGAGCGAGUCAACUUCCUACUCACCCAGCCCAAGUCACCUGCCUGGCUCAUUGACGCGCUUGUAUGUCUCCGGCUCACCGAAGACCUCCCACCCGCCUCUUUGGUGCCCUUUUCGACCUCGCUGGCCCAUCUGUGUGCCGCAGCUGCCACCUACGACGUCGACCCCACGCCCCCCCUCACUGCCCCUCCGUCUCUGCUGCGCCAGAUCGACGUCUCGGCGCGCAUUCAGACCAUCACAGUCGUUGUCUCCAAGUGGUUCCCUCGACUACUCUACCUCGCCACUGCCGACGGCCACGACGACCUCACGACCGAAAGUCGCGAGUUAAUUCAGGUACUCCGAGUGGCAGUGGUCCCAUUUAAACCCGCUAGCUGCGUUGUUUGCAUGGUGUCCCUUUACUCGCAGCUGCUGCUGAACCAGUUGAAGCUGUCAUGCCGAGACGGGCUUGCCUUGCCUGCAAUCGACGCCAUCUCACGUUGGGUGUUGGCGUGUGGCCCCAAAGGUUCCGACCAGUCGAACUCCCUGUCCUACCCGCUUUCCUCAUUCAGCCUGGCCUCCCUUCGUGGUCCCCUCAGCCCGCUCCCAUCUUCACACCGAUGGCUUUCUGCUGUUUGGUCUCCUCUAUGCCAAACAGAGCUGACGAGUAAUUGUGGGCUCACUCGUCUGGUUGUUGAAAAUCUCAAAACGGCAAGUGAUCUUUUGUGUUACAAUCUCAAGGGAAAGAUUCUCUCUGUUUUCGCCUGUCUGAAACUGCAAGAAUUCUGCCCGGGAAUCGGCGACCAGAAACGACCCCGCACACCCAGCACCGACGCGACGGGACUCACCGACAGCGUCGACGCCUGCCUCGUCAAACUGGCCGAGACAAUAGCCUGUCUGGAGCGGGCCUCGGACGGGUUCACCGACUCGCACGUUGCUCGUGGCAGCGAACUCGGCAGGCGUUUGGCCUCGCUCUUUCGCAAAAUCAGUGACUAG